Messenger RNA from Desarmillaria tabescens, 1173 nucleotides. Its product is annotated as NAD-dependent glycerol-3-phosphate dehydrogenase N-terminus-domain-containing protein. Gene Ontology annotation, molecular function: glycerol-3-phosphate dehydrogenase [NAD(P)+] activity; NAD binding; protein homodimerization activity. The coding region runs from base 1 to 1173 and encodes 390 amino acids. The transcript is spliced from 4 exons. The record is from RefSeq and is a predicted model, not a curated record. Gene Ontology annotation, cellular component: cytosol; glycerol-3-phosphate dehydrogenase (FAD) complex; nucleus. NCBI's taxonomy places the organism in Eukaryota, Fungi, Basidiomycota, Agaricomycetes, Agaricales, Physalacriaceae. Gene Ontology annotation, biological process: glycerol-3-phosphate catabolic process; carbohydrate metabolic process.
AUGGCUCCUUUUAUCACAAAGUUUGAGCCCUACGAGCCAGAGGAGUACGUCGUGGAUAAGAAAAGCGGUACGAAGAGUCCCGCGCGUCUAGAGAAAAUCGCGAUCGUCGGGUCUGGGAGUUGGGGUACUGCGCUUGCGCGUGUUGCUGCUUUAAACGCGGCUGAACGGGAGGGAUUCGAUCCUGAGGUUAGGAUAUGGGUUAGGGAGCAUGAGGUACCCGGACGAGGCAAGCUUACGGAGAUAUUCAACCAGACGCACCAGAAUGAGAGGUACCUACCUAAUGUCGAUCUUCCCGAGAACCUCGUUGCGGUGCCCAGUCUCAAGGAGACCGUGCGGAAUGCGACGCUUAUUCUCAUCGUUGUCCCGCACCAGUACCUCCCGAGUAUCCUCGAAGAGCUCAAGGAACCUGGUUUAAUCAGCUCCAGGGCGCGCGCCAUUUCAGCAAUCAAAGGCGUCGAAGUCGUUAUCCAGAAGGACGGUCCCACCGCCGACAUCCACACCUACCCCUCCGUCAUCGAGAAAGAGCUCGGAAUCCCCUGCUCCGCCCUAGGCGGUGCCAACAUCGCACUCGACGUCGGGCGGGGAGAGUUCUGCGAGACGACCAUCGGCGUGCCGAGCGCGAAAGACGCGGCGCUGUGGCAUGCUGUGUUUGACGGCCCGAGUUUUAGGGUACACCCAAUUGAAGAUGUGGCAGGUGUCAGCCUGAGUGGAGCGCUGAAGAAUGUUGUUGCGCUUGCGGCAGGAUUUGUAGAUGGGAUGGGCCUCGGGGGUAAUACUAAAGCCGCGAUUUUGAGGAUUGGACUCUUGGAGAUGUCGACGUUCACGUUGGAGUUCUUCCCGGGCAGUUCGCCGUUGACGUUUUCGCAUCAUUCUGCUGGUGUUGCAGAUCUUAUUACGACGUCAUUUGGUGGGAGAAAUCGGAAAUGUGCAGAGGCGUUCAUCAAGAGCAAACCAGAGUAUUCUGGAGAAUCUAAACCAGACUCGGGAAAAUCGUUCGAACAACUCGAAAAGGAGCUCCUGAAUGGUCAAAAACUCCAAGGAACGCUGACUUCGCGAGAAGUCUUCGAGUUCCUCGAGGCUCGCGGACGCUUGGAGGGAUACCCGCUUUUUGAAAAGGUGUAUAGGAUCUCGUUUGAGGAGAUGGAUCCGAAGAGGCUGUUCGAAGAUCUGUAA